Callithrix jacchus (white-tufted-ear marmoset) is the source of this 3915-nucleotide messenger RNA. Lineage: Eukaryota; Metazoa; Chordata; Mammalia; Primates; Cebidae. The record is from RefSeq and is a predicted model, not a curated record.
AUGGUUAAAAAACAAGAAUUGAAGAUGCAAAGCAGUGUGUAUAGUGUGCUAACUUUUGGCCCCCAAGUGGAAGAAUUAAGAAAGCACUCUUGGAAACUCAUGUGUGUGAAGGACGAUCCCCUGGAGGACAUUGAGAAAGAAGCCCAGCAGCCUCAUUUACAUGGGGAGGAGCGAUGCCGGGCAGAGGUGGACUCCGGGAUACCUUGUUAUACUAUUUACUGGACAGAAUGGGGUAACACCCCCCGUAUUGAGGCCUCCAGCAUGGAUGGCUCUGGACGCCGCAUCAUCGCUGAUACCCAUCUCUUCUGGCCCAAUGGCCUCACUAUCGACUAUGCUGGGCGCCGUAUGUACUGGGUGGAUGCUAAGCACCACGUCAUCAAGAAGGCCAAUCUGGAUAGGAGUCACCAUAAGGCUGUCAUUAGCCAGGGUCUCCCUCAUCCCUUCGCCAUCACGGUGUUUGAAGACAGCCUGUACUGGACAGACUGGCACACCAAGAGCACCAAUAACGCCAACAAGUUUACAGGGAAGAACCAGGAAAGCAUUUGCAACAAACUCCACUUCCCUAUGGACAUCCACACCUUGCACCCCCAGCGCCAACCUGCAGGGAAAAAACGCUGUGGGGACAACAACGGAGGCUGCACGCACCUGUGUCUGCCCAGCCAGAACUACACCUGUGCCUGCCCCACUGGCUUUCGCAAGAUCAGCAGCCACACCUGUGCCCAGAGUCUUGACAAGUUCCUGCUUUUUGCCCAAAGGAUGGACAUGCGUCGAAUCAGCUUUGACACAGAGGACCUGUCUGAUGAUGUCAUCCCACUAGCUGACGUGUGCAGUGCUAUGGCCCUUGACUGGGACUCCCGGGAUAAUCACGUGUACUGGACAGAUGUCAGCACUGAUACCAACAACAGGGCCAAGUGGGAUGGAACAGGACAGGAGGUGGUAGUGGAUACCAGUUUGGAGAGCCCUGCAGGCUUGGCCAUUGAUUGGGUCACCAACAAACUGUAGUGGAUAGCUGCAGGUACAGACCGGAUUGAAGUGCCCAACACAGAUGGCAGCAUGAGGACAGUACUCAUCUGGGAGAAACUUGAUAGUCUUUGGGACAUUGUGGUGGAACACAUGGGAGGGUACAUGUAUUGGACUGACUGGGGUGCAAGCCCCAAGAUUGAACGAGCUGGCAUGGAUGCCUCGGGCUGCCAAGUCAUUAUCUCUUCUAAUCUAACCUGGCCUAACGGGUUAGCUAUUGAUUACGGGUCCCAGCGGCUAUACUGGGCUGAUGCUGGCAUGAAGACAAUUGAAUUUGCUGGACUGGAUGGCAGCAAGAGGAAGGUGCUGAUCGGAAGCCAGCUCCCCCAUCCAUUUGGGCUGACCCUCUCUGGAGAGUGCAUCUAUUGGACUGACUGGCAGACCAAAGGUAUACAGAGCGCUGACCGGCUAACAGGACUGGACCGGGAAACUCUGCAGGAGAACCUGGAGAACCUGAUGGACAUCCAUGUCUUCCACCGCCGGUGGCCCCCAGUGUCUACAUCAUGUGCUAUGGAGAGCUGUAGCCACCUGUGUCUUAGGUCCCCAAAUCUUAGCGGCUUCAGCUGUACCUGCCCCACAGGCAUCAACCUGCUGUCUGAUGGCAAGACCUGUUCACGAGGCAUGAACAGUUUCCUCAUCUUUGCCAGGAGGAUAGACAUUCGCAUGGUCUCCCUGGACAUCCCUUAUUUUGCUGAUGUGGUGGUACCAAUGAACAUUACCAUGAAGAACACUAUUGUGAUUGGAGUAGAUCCUCAGGAAGGAAAAGUGUACUGGUCUGACAGCACCCUGCACAGGAUCAGCUGUGCCAGUCUGGAUGGCUCACAGCACGAGGACAUCAUCACCACAGGGCUACAGACCACAGAUGGGCUUGUGGUGGAUGCCAUUGGCCGGAAAGUGUACUGGACAGACACGGGAACAAACCGGAUUGAAGUGGGCAACCUGGACGGGUCCAUGCGAAAAGUGUUGGUGUGGCAGAACCUUGACAGUCCCCGGGUCAUCGUACUGUACCAUGAGAUGGAGUGUAUGUACUGGACAGACUGGGGGGACAAUGCCAAGUUAGAGCGGUCUGGAAUGGAUGGCUCAGACCGCACGGUGCUCAUCAACAACAACCUAGGAUGGCCCAAUGGACUGACCGUGGACAAGGCCAACUCCCAACUGCUAUGGGCCGAUGCACACACUGAGGCUGCUGACCUGAAUGGUGCCAAUCGGCAUAUGUUGGUAUCACCAGUGCAGCACCCAUAUGGCCUCACCCUGCUCAACUCCUAUAUCUACUGGACUGACUGGCAGACCAGGAGCAUCCACCGUGCCGACAAGGGUACCGGCAGCAAUGUCAUCCUUGUGAGGUCCAACCUUCCAGGCCUCAUGGACAUCCAGGCUGUGGACUGGACACAGCCACUAGGUUUUAACAAGUGCGGCUCAAGGAAUGGUGGCUGCUCCCAUCUGUGCUUGCCUCGACCUUCUGGCUUCUUCUGUGCCUGCCCCACUGGCAUCCAGCUGAAGGGAGAUGGGAAGACCUGUGAUCCCUCUCCUGAGACCUACCUGCUCUUCUCCAGCCGUGGCUUCAUCCGGCGUAUCUCACUGGACACCAGUGACAACACAGAUGUGCAUGUCCCUGUUCCUGAGCUCAACAAUGUCAUCUCCCUAGACUAUGACAGUGUGGACGGAAAGGUCUAUUAUACAGAUGUGUUCCUGGAUGUUAUCAGCUUACAUUUAGUAGGGGUCCAGUUAUGGGAAUACGGGUUAAAGGAGUUCUACUCUAUUCUGGGUCAGUCUGGUUGCUCAUCCAACACUGGGCGCUCCCCCCGGCAAGCAGACCUGAAUGGCAGCAACAUGGAGACAGUGAUCGGGCAUGGGCUGAAGACCACUGACAAGCUGACAGUGGACUGGGUGGCCAGGAACCUGUACUGGAUAGACACAGGUCACAACACCAUUGGGGCAUCCAGGCUGGAUGGUUCCUGCCGCAAAGUGCUAAUCAUCCACAGCCUGGAUGAGCCCCGGGCCAUUGCUGUUUUCCCCAGGAAGGGGUACCUCUUCUGGACAGACUGGGUCCACAUUGCCAAGAUUGAACGGGCAAACCUGGAUGGUUCUGAGCAGAAGGUCCACAUCAACACAGACCUGGGUUGGCCCAAUGGCCAUACCCUGGACUUUGAUACCCGCAGGAUCUACUGGGUAGAUGCGCAUCUGGACCGGAUCGAGAGUGCUGACCUCAAUGGGAAACUGCGGCAGAUCUUGGUCAGCCAUGUGUCCCACCCCUUUGCCCUCACACGGGUACUGGCUCAGGAGAGAGGGACCAAUGCCUGUGGCGUGAACAAUGGUGGCUGCACCCACCUCUGCUUUGCCAGAGCCUCAGACUUCGUAUGUGCUUGUCCUGAUGAACCCAAUAGCCGGCCCUGCUCCCUUGUGCCUGGCCUAGUACCACCAGCUCCUAGGGCCACUAGCAUGAGCGAAAAGAGCCGGGUGCUACCCAGCAUACUACCUGCCACCUUGCAUUCCUCGACCACCUGGACCCGCACGUCUCUGGAGGAGCUGGAAGGAAGAUGCUCUGAAAGGGAUUCCAGGCUGGGCCUCUGUGCAAGUUCCAAUGAGGCUGUACCUGCUGCUCCAGGAGAAGGACUUCAUAUCAGCUACGCCAUUGGUGGACUCCUCAGUAUUCUGCUGAUUUUGGUGGUGAUUGCAGCUUUGAUGCUGUACAGCAGUGCUUCUCAAGAAUCAUCCAGAAGAAGGGCAUGGUGGCUCACGCCUGUAAUCCCAGAACUUUGGGAGGCCGGGGUGGGUGGAAACGAGGUGAAGAGUUCGAGACCAUCCUGGUAAAUAGGGUGAAACCCCAUCUCUACUAAAAAUACAAAAAUUAGCUGGGCAUGGUGGCACGCGCCUGUAGUCCCAGCUACUCGGGAG